Bradysia coprophila is the source of this 2470-nucleotide messenger RNA. It is a transcript of the gene qsm, whose product is annotated as Zona pelucida superfamily protein qsm. Gene Ontology annotation, biological process: anatomical structure morphogenesis. The record is from RefSeq and is a predicted model, not a curated record. Lineage: Eukaryota; Metazoa; Arthropoda; Insecta; Diptera; Sciaridae.
UUUCGGUCGUACGCCUUCAGUUGUGCAAGAACUCUUCGUGUAUGAACAUGUCGAGGAAAAAGUGAUGUGUGGACGAUAAAUAAAUAAAUAACUCAGAGUGACUUCUAUCGGUUCGUUUUUCGCUUUAUUCUUUACGCAGAUUUGUGUGUCAGAAUCGGACUGUGUGUUAUAUCAGUUAUAUAGCUAAAUGAUAAUCAAAUGUGCUAAAAUCUAGAUUAUGUUAACAAGAAUCACGUGAUACGAUUUGCUAUGCAACAGAAAUUAGUUUCACAGUUAAGUUAAAGUUUGAAUUUGGCAACAAAAUCAAUUUUUUGUUGGUCGAAAGAGUCAGUUCGAGUUCGGUUUUUAAGAAAAUUAAUAAUAAGUAAGAGAAGCCCACGGAGCAGCCGCUUGGUAAAAUGCAGAUUUAUUUUGGAUUAUUUCUCCUUGCGACUGUUACAUUUGCGACCACAGCAGCUAAAGAUGGCCACCAAGUACAUUGCUCUGAAGAUUGGAUGAAAGUAGACAUAAUUUUGCCAUCGAUACCGGGAUCUCUAGUAUACCUGGAAGGAAUGAAAGGUUACCCGAAUCCAAAAUGUCAACCAGAAUCAACGACCGAACUGGCACAAUUCAAAUUAUCGUUGAAAGACUUCUAUGAGUGUGGUGUGACGCGUGUUGUUAAUAAAAUAACGGGAAAGAAAGUGUUCUACCACAAAAUCAUUGUCGAAUCGGCCGAUAACAAAGAGUUCGUCAGUGUCAAAUGUAUUACGACGUCUGGCCCAGUCUACAAUGUAACCAGACAUAGUCAUAGCAUAGCAACUCGUAGUGUACUACCGCCCGGAUUUGAGGAACCAAUCGACUUAGAUAUCACAACAUCACUUACCGAAUAUGCACCGGAACCAACGUUAAAUGUUGGGGUGCGACAAGGCGGCGAGAUUGUUACUGGUGAAUUGAAUGUCAGUCCUGGAACUCCAUUGGCCAUGGAAAUUUAUUUGGACAAACAAUCGGCACCAGUUUAUGGAUUAGGAGUGACCUACAUGCAGGUGACUGAUACAAAGUCACAGGAGGAGACGAUCAUCUUCAACGGCUGUUCGGUCGAUCCGUAUCUGUUCGACAAUUUCAACACCGUCGAUGGCGACUUCUUGUCGGCCAAAUUUAGAGCAUUCAAAUUUCCCGAAUCCACGUACGUGCAGUUCAGAGGAUCGGUGAAUGUUUGCUUGGACAAGUGCAAGGGCAUCCAGUGCAGUAACGGACAAAUCGGUUACGGCCGCCGAAAACGAGAAAUUGCAUCGUCGGUCGAUCCGAACAAAGUCUACGAAAUAUCGAUGACCACAUUCAUCAAAGUUACCAAUGAAGAUGGUGCUGAUCCAAAUGCCAUUACCGAACUGGAAGAGAAGUUGGUGCAGCUGAAAAUAGCCAACCAAAAGCUACCUCGGAAUAGCCGCGGCAGUAGCGUUUUCGAAAGUGUGCAAGAUCACAAAGAUUCGCAUCUAGGCGAUUCCGAGGCAAUUGUCGAAGAGACAACCAUAUUCCGGACGCAGACUAACGGUGCGCACACAGCAGCCACACUGGGUAGUGCAAUCGUAACCGUAUCGGUGCUUGUGAUAAAAUUUAUUUUGUAAAAUAAAAGCCGACAAAGAUGAGCGUUGGCAAUCGUUUUGACUAAAGUGAUUGACCUCGACCGGAAUAUAAUUUAUUGAAUUUGUUUGAAAGAAAGAAAGGAAAAAAAGCCGAAGAGCGUAGGAGGGAAGGUGAUUGCGAUUUAUAAACUGCAAGACAAUGACUCACAAUGAAUUUUAAAUGAUGUCCAUGCCCACAUGUUGUGUAAAUUGAAAGACGAAGCAAAACAAGAAAAAAGUUAAAAAAAAAACCAAACGUGAUAUAACCAACAUCAUAAUUAACAUUCGACAAAUAAAAUUUGUUUUAAGCCAAAAUUCUAACCCAGUGCUUCCGCGAAUUGACCGCUAUACAUCUCUGCUAUUUUUCUAACACUUUUUUUUUCAACGAAUGUGGACACACCGAAAUAGUCUGCACACUCGUCAGGUAUACGUAGGAGGGAGAUGGAGAGAUAGAACGAGAAUGAAAGAUGAUGGUCUAAGAUAUGGUCAGAGAAUGCCCUCUAAGCCAGACAAAAAAGUGUGUGCGUUGGUCGUGUCGUUUGAAUAUAAUUAUUCCAGAACUUAACACGAUCCGAAUUGUUGAUUUGUGAUUUUUUAUGCAGAAUCCGUCCGGAAAACGAAAUGUAAAUUAUCACGACCCAACAAUGUUGUGACAAUAAAAUAUGCGAACACAAUUCAUAUAUCGAAUUGAUUAUUAACGUUAGGCUGACUUCCAUAUUAAUGUGUAUGUAAUAAGCAAGCAUUAAGUUAAGUGAGUUUCUUUUUCGAUUUUUGUAAAGAUUUAUUUCAAAACCAACUCGUUGUUCUAUUAAGUCCACUAGUCUCGUAAGAUUAAUUAAAAACGAAUUUUGUAACAAAUUAAUUAAGUGAAA